Molecule: messenger RNA, 3983 nt
Organism: Ostrinia furnacalis (Asian corn borer)
Lineage: Eukaryota; Metazoa; Arthropoda; Insecta; Lepidoptera; Crambidae
Product: MOXD1 homolog 1
Exons: 13
Coding region: 227-2416 (729 amino acids)
Biological process (GO): octopamine biosynthetic process; dopamine catabolic process; norepinephrine biosynthetic process
Cellular component (GO): secretory granule membrane
Molecular function (GO): dopamine beta-monooxygenase activity; copper ion binding
Source: RefSeq, a predicted model, not a curated record
GAGCCACUCACGGAGUGAACGUCGCUUUGCGCAUGCGUUAUAACCUCAACGAACUGUCAAUUUCCGAGCGAACGUAAAUAAACAAGUGACUUUUAAGUGCCAAACCUUCUUUUGUUUUACUUAAUUUCGACAAGUAAAGAGGAUUUAGUGACUAUAAUAUCGUGUGAUAAUUUGUGCAACGAAUUUGCCAGUGCCGUUAUGAUCCAAAGACAAUAAAAACGAGAAGAUGCAUCUACAAAUCUUUUUAACUUUAAGCGCCGUCUUGUUUAGUGAAGCGAAACUGCCAAGAUUAAAUCGCCACACGCAGCCGAAUGAGUUAUCGAACCCCACACAGAACUCGCAGGCGCAGCGGCUUGUGCAAAUAGAGGCGAAGACGGCAAAAACGAACCGAAUAAUCGAUCAGUAUCGAGUGAGGCAUCGGCGAGAUGUAUUCGAUUCGAAGUCCUAUGAAUCGAGUCUGAUAUGGGCGCAUUCGGAGCGGUUAGAUGAGAACGGAGACGUGUUACUACGAUGGGUGAAUUCGGAUUCGAGUAUAACCUUCAGACUUGAAGCGAGAACCCGUGGUUACGUCGGGUUGGGAUUCAACUCGGCAAGAAACAUGAGAGGCGCCGAUUUGGUAGUCGCCUGGGUUGACGACAGGAAUGGCAACGCUCAGGUUCUGGACUGUCACGGACCGGAGUUCGAUGACCUGGCGGUUGCUGACGACGUGCAAAAUUACGAGCUGAUAUCGGGGUACCAGAAUGACACGCACACCACCGUCGAAUUUAGGAGGCAGCUGGAUACGUGUGAUAAGCAAGACUUCGUUAUUGGCGAAGACACAGUGCAAGUGCUCUGGGCGCUAGGUCCCGAGGGUUCGGAUGGGGAGCUCCCCAAACAUGUGAAGAGUGGAUCCAGGCCAUUGCGUCUGCUGCAGCCAGUGGCCAAACCUCAAGUACCUCUUAUGAACUGGGACGUGAGGCUGAACAAUCUAACGAUACCCCACGUAAUGGCCACUUUAUUCUGGUGCAAGAUCUUCAAAGCUCCUGACUUACCUAAAAAGCAUCACAUCGUCGGCUAUCAACCGAUCAUAGACAGCAGACCGAUCAGAGACAAACAGCCGGUCAUAGAGAAGGAUAGUCUAUCGCCUGUACACCAUAUGGUGCUAUAUGAGUGCGCGGAGGACCCUGAUAAGCAGCUAUGGAACGACUGGGCGGAAAGUGAUGGUUUCUUCGGGCCGAACAGACCUAGUCAGUGGGCGACCUGCGUGACGCCUAUAGCGGCUUGGGCUAUUGGAUCUAAAGGGGAGUAUUUGCCGGAGAACGUCGGCAUACCGGUUGGAGAGAGGAGCGGGGUGUCUUACUAUAUGCUGGAGGUACACUACGACAACCAGGCGUUACAUGAAGUGCUCGACAGCUCAGGCAUCCGAGUUUACUAUACACCGGUUAUACGCGAGCACGAUGCGGCGCUGUUAGGCGCCGGUAUAGGGGUGUCGGCGCUGCACGUCAUCCCGCCCAAGCAGCGCCAGUACCGCACCGUCGGCAUCUGCAGCCCGGAGUGCACUGAGAGCACAAUGCCAAAGGAGGGAAUAAACAUCGUGUCAGUGUUACUUCACGCUCACGGAACAGGGAGGAAAAUUGCGUUGAAGCACAUCAGAGGAACACAGGAACUACCAGUUAUAUCAGAGGAAAACUCCUACGAUGCUCGCUACCAACAAUCUCGCGUGGUGCCUGGUGGAAGGAAGUUCAAGAAAGGUGACACACUGAUCACGGAAUGUACUUACGACAGCACAUCAAGAGACAAGCCUAUUUUGGGCGGUUAUUCUGCAUCACAGGAAAUGUGCCUAUCCUUCGUGCUAUACUACCCUCGCACGCAGUUAGCGGGCUGCUACUCUAUGACGCCGGUCAAGGAGUUCUUCGAAACCUUCGGAGUUAAAGAAUUCUAUGGCUUAAGCAUGAUGCAGGUGGAAAACAUCUUCUUGUCUUCAGGAAACCUGGAAAAUCUGCCACCACAACUUGAAAUUGAUAUGCAGCAGAGGUAUAGCGAAGAAACAGCAAUGCAAGGAGACGACCAAGGCGUUGGGUUGAUGAAAGAGCUAAUAAUCCGCGAGCCUUUCGAAUUCCGCAACAAGACGUUCAUGGCCCAUCUGAACGAAAUGCCGUGGUCGGAGCGUCUGCUCACGGAACAGAUUGAGAAAACUCUGUACAGAGGGAGCCACAUGACGUUCUGUAAGAAGAGGGACGACACUUGGGGCGCGCCAAUACAGAUCCAGAACUAUCCAAACUACACCGAGCUAAUAUCCAACGAGACAUCUGAAAAGUCGUGCCACUACAAAAGCGUCAGACUACCCUCCGUCACCAAGUCAAGCGCCGCUAGCGCCACCUACAACAAACUAACAGCCAUUUUGACAAUCUGCGUCGCCUUCAUCGUUGUCCGGUAAUAAAAAACAAAACGUUCUUUUUUUAAAAGUACACCAAUGAGUUUCUAUGUUGUUUUUAUUUUUCGUUUUGAAUGUUUAUGAUGAGCUUAUCAAGAGAGCAGUCGAUGUCCGAAUGAUAUAGUAUUAUUUUGCCAAAUUAUGUAUCAUAAUUUGUUCGUGUAUUUAUAAUUAGAUUUCGUCUAGUUUUUGAUCAUUUACAGUCCUUAUAAUCAACAAAAUUUCAAAUUAUGCCACAUCUAAUAAGUUUUCAAAAUGUUCUGUUCUUAUAAUUUUAAUGUAUGUACAAAAUAUUUUACUGGAAAUGAUCAAAAGCGUUUUAGCGGGCAGUUAUCUGUCAAUGUUACAUUGAUUAUAGACUUUGAGCCAAAGGUUAUAACGUCUAUAAUGUAUCGACAGUUUUUUUUACAAUUAGGUACUUUUGUAUGUGAAUUUUACGAGAGUGUUUGUGAUUUUGUGUACUUAUGGGUUUAUUGCUCAUUUACUUCGGCAUGUCUCAUAGUACUUUAAGGCUAGUAUCAGUACCAAAUAAUGGUAUGUAGGUAUCUUUAUUGUUUUUUACGAAGAAAAUUUCCGUUUCGACUGAUAUUUAGGAUUCCAGUGACCACUAUAUUGUUGUGAAUGAAACGUGUUGUGCUUAUACAAAGCCUAUGCAUGCAAUUAGUGUGCCUUUUUAAUUAAGGUGUAUAUCGUAAAUAUUGUGAGCAUGUUGAUUUGGAAAUGUCACUCAAACCUUAUUCAAAUUUUUCAGUCUUAAAACAUUUAAUAAAAGCCCUAGUUUGUCUCUUUUCAUCUUAGAUGGAUUAACAUUGUCAGAAGGAGACAAAGCAUGCAUUUGUUAAACCAGUGUUAUUUUUUUAUAAAAAAAGAUUAUAGAAGUAACUUAGUUGACCACUGUAUUUUCGUUAUGAUGCCAGAUUUUUCUUAUUUAAAUUAUUAUUUGCUCAGAAUUUUGAGUGAAAGAUUUAUGUCUCCAAAUCAACUACUUUGUAAAAUCGCCUUGUCUCAUUAGGUAGGAACUUGAACAAUAAAUACAAUGCAAUAACUAAUGUUAAGUAAACAGCUGUUUAGGAUAUAAUAGUUCUUUCAUCUUCAAAAUCCAUGGUUUAAUAAAAAAAAAUCAUUAAAAUUUCAUCUUCAUAAAAAUUAUUCCAAAAAUUCACUGUAUCCCCUAUUUUUAAUCCUUUGCAUGAUUAUUAAAAACUUUAUAAUUAUUAAUAGUCAACCCAGUGAUAAUGCAAAAAAGAUGCGAAACUUGUCACAAAAUAACUUAUUUUGAAAUAAAGUUAAAAAUCAAUUAAGUAUUUUGACUAUUGUGGUAAGGUGGCAUAAGUAUUUACUUUGCAAAAUGAAUCUUGUAGAUUAUUUUUGUAUGUCCAUUUACAUGUAGAUACUGUCUUAAUCAAAAUAAUAUACCUUGCUGUGUAUAAUAUAAUUAAGCUAUAACGGCUCAAGUAUAAUUAAAAGCAUUUAUGAAUAUUCAAUAAAAUGUAAUGUAACAAAAUUAUAUUGUAGAUUGUGUCAAAUAUAAAUUGCUAUGUCCAAUCGUAAACAAAUAGAAUAAAUUAUU